Galeopterus variegatus (Sunda flying lemur) is the source of this 850-nucleotide messenger RNA. RefSeq names its product lysozyme G-like 2 (gene LYG2). The transcript is spliced from 6 exons. Gene Ontology annotation, biological process: defense response to Gram-positive bacterium; peptidoglycan catabolic process. Bases 108 to 746 code for a protein of 212 amino acids. The record is from RefSeq and is a predicted model, not a curated record. NCBI's taxonomy places the organism in Eukaryota, Metazoa, Chordata, Mammalia, Dermoptera, Cynocephalidae. Gene Ontology annotation, molecular function: lysozyme activity. Gene Ontology annotation, cellular component: extracellular region.
GCUUGACUUGCAGAUUGCAGCUGAGUACAGAAGACCUUCGCAAACAGAGAGGGGAGAUUUUCCCUGUGAGGUUGCCAACCAGGUCCUGUAGGCUAAGACUCACCACCAUGCAAUCCUCUGUUGUGUUUUGGGGACUUCUUGCCCUCAUCGGCACGUCUGGGGGCUCGUACCCUUUCAUGCACUCCAUGAACACUCACCUGCACCCUCGCCUGUACCACGGGUGCUACGGGGACAUCAUGACCAUGGAGACCUCUGGGGCUGCCUGUGAUGCAGACAGUUUGAUCAGCUGUGGGAUCCGUGGUUCUGAAAUGUUUGCUGAGAUGGAUUUGAGGGCCAUAAAGCCUUACCAGACACUGAUCAAAGAAGUGGGGCAGAGGCAUUGUGUGGACCCUGCCGUCGUUGCGGCCAUCAUCUCCAGAGAAAGCCAUGGUGGAGCUGUUCUGCAAGAUGGCUGGGACCACAGGGGACUUAAAUUUGGCUUGAUGCAGCUCGAUAAACGAAUGUACCACCCUGUUGGUACCUGGAACAGCAGAGAACACCUAUUGCAGGCUGUUGGGAUUCUAACAGACAGAAUUAAGGCAAUCCAAAGAAAAUUCCCCACAUGGAGUGUGGCUCAACACCUCAAAGGUGGUCUCUCAGCCUUUAAGUCAGGAAUUGAAGCCAUUGUCACCCCAGCGGACAUAGACACUAACUUGGUCAACGACAUUCUUGCCCGAGCAAAAUUCUAUAAAAGACAUGGCUUCUAGGCAAAGCUCUGUGGCAGGGUACUGAGAUGGUUCCCUUUGAGAGGUUGAUAUGAAUUAGUUGUACCCAACACUGGCAAAGAAAUGGUUAAAAUUGUGAAAGAAAA